CGCUGGGAAGGAGCCUGAACAUCUUCGGAUUGAAGGGCGGUAACUCUUAUUCGAAUAACAUUUGCAGCUGUCCGGAAGCGAAUGACUCGACUGAGGAUAAGUACUACACAGACAACAUGGCGUACGAAAAACCUAUUUCAGACCACAGGAGGAAGUGGGAUCGAGAUGAGUAUGAGAAAAUUGCAGCAGAACGUCUCUUGGCAAAAGAACUAGAUGAUGAAGAUGAUGAAGUUCCCGUCAAGAGGGAGCUCCUCAAGCCAAGAGAGUACAAGGUUGAUCUUGAUUCAAAACUUGGCAAAUCCACAGUCAUCACAAAAACAACUCCAGCAUCGCAGCAAGGAGGGUACUACUGCAAUGUAUGUGAUUGUGUUGUCAAAGAUUCAAUUAACUUCUUGGAUCACAUCAAUGGAAAGAAACAUCAACGUAACCUGGGGAUGUCCAUGCGAAUUGAGAGAUCCUCCCUGGACCAGGUCAAGCAGAGGUUUGAGAUGAAUAAAAAGAAAAAAGAGGAAAAGAAGAAAGAAUAUGACUUUGAAGAGAGAAUGAAGGAACUGAAAGAAGAGGAGGAGAAGCAGAAAGCCUACAGGCGAGAAAAGAGUAAGAAUAGGAAACGGAAGCUGGACCCUGAAGAUGAGGAACUCAACACAAAUAUUGAUCCAGAUAUGGCAGCAGUCAUGGGCUUCUCGGGCUUUGGGACAUCCAAGAAAUGAGAGCGAGUACCAUUAUUAAGGAUAUAUCUUACAGGAUGCUACAAGUAGCAUCACAGUGACUGCGUUGUCCGGAGACUUUAGACUCGGAAUGACUUGACAACUUAUAAGUGCCACUAAUAUUCAUCAUCACAAUUGUCACAAUUGAAUAAAACAAUAAAACUCAAUGACAGUAUUCAUUCAACAUCUUGGUUUAUGUUCUGAGUGCUGUGUAAAUGUGUUUCUCUCUCAAUCCAUCAUCAUCUUAUGUAUAUAACUUUAUCAUGUGUUUGGUUGUACACAGUUUCAUGGACAUUGAAAUUUGUUAUCUUAAUAAUUUCUUACAAAAGAUGUAUAUUUUUAUUUAUCGGUCUGCAUAUUCACUGAUUUUUGGAACUUUUUCUUUUGUAGAAGUGUAAUUAGAUAAGAUAUGUUUCAGCUGGGGAAGUUCGGUUUGUACUGAAAUGUUAUUACUACUGUGUUAAGUAAAUGACAUGAAUGAAAAUUUUAUAUUUGGGGAUAUGAUAUUGAAUUGAAAUUAGAAAUUUGUUUGCUUUGAGAAUAGUGCAAUAUAAUUGAUACUGGUACUAAAAUGUCUAUCAUAGACACCUGCAGUACUCAAAUAGUAUGUAGUGGUGUUUCUGAUAUGGUUGUUUGUCUAGUGGGCUAUGUAUAUCUGACAGUAUUCUAGUCAGUCUGUGGUAAAUAAAUAUACAUCAGUUAUGUGUCAGCUAGUAUUCCAUUGACAUGUGCUUCUUUACAGAGUGGGAGUACAGAUGGUUUAAUACUCUCUCAACAAUAAUCAUGUACUUGAAAGUUCCAUGCCAUAGUGUGUACAUUGUAUAGCAGAUUAAAUCUCAGUUUCAAACUUG
Molecule: messenger RNA, 1558 nt
Organism: Haliotis rufescens (red abalone)
Lineage: Eukaryota; Metazoa; Mollusca; Gastropoda; Lepetellida; Haliotidae
Product: zinc finger matrin-type protein 2-like
Exons: 6
Coding region: 117-710 (197 amino acids)
Biological process (GO): mRNA splicing, via spliceosome
Cellular component (GO): spliceosomal complex; U4/U6 x U5 tri-snRNP complex
Molecular function (GO): zinc ion binding; nucleic acid binding
Source: RefSeq, a predicted model, not a curated record